This is a messenger RNA of Phanerochaete carnosa HHB-10118-sp, 525 nucleotides long. RefSeq lists its product as uncharacterized. NCBI's taxonomy places the organism in Eukaryota, Fungi, Basidiomycota, Agaricomycetes, Polyporales, Phanerochaetaceae. The record is from RefSeq and is a predicted model, not a curated record. Bases 1 to 525 code for a protein of 174 amino acids. Gene Ontology annotation, molecular function: glutamic-type endopeptidase activity. Gene Ontology annotation, biological process: proteolysis. The transcript is spliced from 3 exons.
AUGGUCGGCUAUGAUUGGUACACCUGCCAGACCAGUGGCUUCCUGGGUGGUAUCACCACCACCCUACAGAGUGGUUUGGAGACCGCUAGUGCCUAUUACCAGACUUUUCCUGGCGAUGUGGUCCCCAUCCAGGGCUUCAGCGUCUCGGUGGGUGACAACAUCACGAUAAGCACCACCGGGACGAACACGACGUCGAGCACGGUGGUCUUUAUCAACCAGAGCACGAACCAGACCGUCUCCCAGGCCGUCAAUUCCGGCCCUCUAUGUGACCUCUUGGUGGGGGAUUCGGACCAGCCGUCCCCCUUUGCCGACUUUGGCACGGUCAACCUCACUGGUGCGUCUGCCGAGACCCCGUCAGGUCCCGUCGGCCUCUCUGGCGCGACCACUCUCGAGAUACAGCAGAACGACACCGUUCUUGCUUCCGUCUUGGUCUCGAACUCGAGCCUUAAUAUCGCCUAUCUCCAAUGCUGCAGAAAGGAUGUACAUUUUGUAGGCCUCGUGAAGUGGGAGGGAGAUGGCGUAUGA